AUGUUAUCUGCGUAUAAGUCAAGGGAUCGAUGUUCCCUUCUCCUGUUGAUAGUGGUCAUAAUCGCAUUUUGUGGCAGUGGCCAAUCAUCACUUCUGCAUCCAUAUGAAUAUGAACAUCAAAAACUGGCAUCGAAACCCGACUCAUUUCUUCCGGGAUCAGUAGGCGAAUUGGAGAGACGCAUACCACGAUACGUUGAACCACUGGAUUACUUUAUUCGUAUUCGACCAUAUUUUCCGGAAAAAAUCACAAACGCCGUAGCCCAUAAUAGUAGUCUUAAUAUGACAUUCGACGGUAUUUCAACAUUCGUUUUCCGUGCGAAUGAGCCAAGAAUGAACGUAACCCUUCAUUCGUCACGACUCAAUUAUACCAGCGUCAAGGUAAUGCAUGGUGAUGGUAGUGUUAUGGAUGCAAAUGCUAACUUCACAUUCAACAUAACACUUGAGCAUAUCAUCAUUCAUCUUAAACAAGAACUUGUAACUGAUGAAACGUACAUGAUUCAAUUCGUAUACAAAGGUGGAAUUCACGACUAUUUGGAAACUGGUCUUUACUAUUCACCGGUUUGGAUAGAAGGCGAAAAAAUUUUUUUGCUCGCAACUCAUAUGGAACCGGCUCGUGCCAGAUGGGUUUUCCCGUGUCUCGAUGAACCUGCCUACAAGGCCGUGUUCCACAUAACGUUGAUUUAUCCGAAAGGUUUGGUGGCUUUGGCAAAUGCCAUGGAAAGACCUCCUGUUCCAGUGAAGAGUUUUCCUAACUGGGAUGUGAUUCAGUUUCCACCAUCGUUGAGGAUGUCCACAUAUUUGGUUGCAUUCGCCAUCGGAGACUACGAAAACCAGGAAACAUAUACUGAGGAUGGAACCUUGAUUCGCAUUUGGGGAUGGCGAGGGCAAAAAAAAUACCUCGAAUGGGCAAAGACAAUUACGCCGAAAUGUUUAUAUCAACUCGGACAAUACACUAACUUCAAAUAUCCAGGAGAUAAGUCAGGUGAACUCGUUUUGCAUCGAUCCUUUAAUUUAUUACUUCAGCUCUCGAAAUUGCUAACAACCAUUAUCUAG
This is a messenger RNA of Anisakis simplex (herring worm), 1053 nucleotides long. NCBI's taxonomy places the organism in Eukaryota, Metazoa, Nematoda, Chromadorea, Rhabditida, Anisakidae. The record is from the annotation of a GenBank genome assembly.